AGAGAGCAGAGGGAGAGAUAAAGAGAGGAAGAAUAGGGAGUAUUGAGAGAGAGAGAGAGAGAGAGAGAGAGAGAGAGGGAGGGAGAGGGACUGGGUGCGUUUCUCCAGCAGCUCCUUGGCUCCGUUACUGAGCAACGCGGACGCGGCGGGGCGCGAGAGGCUGUUCCCGCGCUGCUGAGGCGACGCGCCGGAGAGCCGAGGAGACGCGAGCCGUUCCCAUGCGGAGCUCCCACUGACUCUCCAGCCGCGAGCUGCUGCCGAAGGCAACUUCAGCCCCGAAGACCGUUUCGUUGUCGCGCGCGCGCGCGUGCGUCUGUGUGUUUGCGUGUGUUGGAAACGCAGCGAAAGGGACGAUGCCGUUGCACCUGCGUCCCUUUGUCCGCUGGAGAUGCAGCCUCGUGUUCGCGUGCCUCAUCUUCUCCUGCGUCGGUGGAGAACACACUGCCACGGUGACACAUCCACUCCCUGCAGCCUUCUCGGACCUGCUCCCCCACUUCCUGGUGGAGCCCGAUGAUGUUUACAUCGUGAAGAACAAGCCGGUCACUCUCACCUGCCGCUCGACACCUGCUACGCAAAUUUACUUCAAGUGCAACGGAGAGUGGGUCCACCAGGAUGACCACUUGAUUGAGCGCACAGUUGACCCUGCUACAGGUCUCCCAGUGAUGCAGGUGAAAAUUGACAUCUCCAGGCAGCAGGUGGAGAAAAUCUUCGGCCUGGAGGAUUACUGGUGUCAGUGUGUGGCCUGGAGCACUACAGGAACCCAGAAGAGCCAAAAGGCUUACGUGCGAAUCGCCUAUCUGAGGAAAAACUUUGAGGAGGAACCACUGGGCAAAGAGGUGGCACUAGAUCAGGAAGUGCUACUCCGCUGCCACCCUCCAGAGGGCGUGCCCACAGCUGAGGUGGAGUGGCAGAAGAAUGAGGAGCUGAUCGACCCCAAGGCUGACCCCAAUUUCUUCAUCACAGUGGACCAUAAUCUCAUCAUCAAACAAGCCCGGCUGGCCGACACUGGCAACUACACCUGCGUGGCCAAGAACAUUGUGGCCCGCCGCAAAAGCUCGUCGGCCGCUGUGAUUGUCUACGUGAAUGGCGGCUGGUCCACGUGGGCCACCUGGUCAGCUUGCAGUGCAAUCUGCGGCCGUGGCUGGCAGAAGAGGAGCCGGAGCUGCACUAACCCCGCCCCUCUGAACGGAGGCACCGCCUGCGAGGGCCAGAGCGUCCAGACGAGCGCCUGCACAGCUACCUGCCCAGUGGACGGAGGCUGGAGCGAGUGGAGCAAAUGGUCGGCGUGUGGGACGGACUGUACCAUGUGGCGCAGCAGGGAGUGUACCCAGCCUGCCCCAGGAACGGGGGGCAAAGCGUGCCAGGGCUUGGAUCUGCAGUCCCUAAAUUGCACUAGCGAACAGUGCCCACAGACUGUGUCCGGUGCGGAGGACGUGGCCCUGUACGUGGGGAUUGUGGCCGUGGCCCUGUGUCUGACGCUGCUGCUGGUGGUGCUGGUGCUGGUGUACCGGAGGAAGAAGGCCGGGCUGGACGCGGAUGUGGCUGACUCGUCCAUCCUCACCACUGGCUUCCAGCCCAUGAGCAUCAAGCCCACAAAGCCAGGUGUGUGGGCACCACACAGGGCAUCCCGCUGCAAGAACUCCCAUCUGCUGACCAUACAGCCAGAUCUGACCACCACCACCACUAGUUAUCAGGGCACCCUGCGCUCUCGCCAUGAUAUGGCCCAGAAGUUCUCCAUGAGUAAUGGUCCUCUGCUGGAGCCGCUGCCCAACGGCUCUCAGACGCUGCAUAAUGGCAAGCUGCCUGGUGAGCCUGGAGACUUCGUCAGCCGCCUCUCGUCUCAGAGCUACUUCAAAACGCUGCCGCGAGACAACGUCAACACCUCUUAUGGCACCUUCAACUUCCUUGGUGGCCGCUUGACCCUCCCCAACACGGGGAUAAGCCUGCUCAUCCCCCCAGAGGCCAUUCCCAGAGGCAAAAUCUAUGAGAUAUACCUCACUGUGCAGAGGAAGGAGGAUCUGAGGUUGCCCCUGGCCGGCUGCCAGACACUACUAAGUCCUGUGGUGAGCUGUGGCCCUCCAGGCGUGGUCCUCACCCGCCCGGUCAUCAUCAGCAUGGACCAUUGUUCAGAUGCUUGCCCUGAGAACUGGGCCAUCCGACUGAAGAAGCAGUCUUACGAGGGAUCAUGGGAGGAUGUGCUGCUGCUGGGAGAGGAGCUGGUGUCUGAGCCGUAUUACUGCCAGCUGGAGGCGGAGACAUGUCGCGUGUUCACGGAGCAGCUGGGCCGCUUUGCCCUGGUGGGAGAGUCUCUCAGCAUGGCGGCCGCAAAGCGCCUCAAACUGCUGCUGUUCGCCCCCGCCUACUGCUCCACGCUGGAGUACAGCAUCCGCGUGUACUGCACGGACGACACACAGGACCUCAUCAAGGAGGUGAUGCAGAUGGAGGCGCAGCUGGGAGGCCGACUGAUUGACGAGCCACACGUGCUCCUCUUCAAAGACAGCUACCACAACCUGCGCCUCUCCAUCCACGACCUGCCCCAGGCUCACUGGAGGAGCAAGCUACUCACCGGGUACCAGGAGAUCCCAUUCUAUCACAUCUGGAGUGGCUCCCAGAGGAGCUUGCACUGCACGUUCACGCUGGAGCGGCUGAGUGUGAGCACGUGUGAGCUUUCCUGCACGCUGUGUGUGUGGCAGGUGGAGGGAGAAGGCCAGAGCUUCAGUCUCGACUUCAAUAUCUCCAAGGAUAACAGGCCACUGGACAGUGAUUUCCUGCUGGUGGACAACAGCACCCCAGCCUUGGCGGGCCCCAGCGCCUUUCAGAUCCCAUACCUCAUCCGGCAGAAAAUCUGCAGCAGUCUGGACGCUCCCUGCCCCAACGGAGCCGACUGGAGGCUGCUGGCUCAGAGACUCAAGCUCGACAGGCACAUGAGCUUCUUUGCAUCCAAAGCGAGCCCCACGUCGGUGAUCCUGGACCUAUGGGAAGCCCAGCACUUCCACAGCGGAAACCUCAACCAGCUGGCCGCCAUCAUGGCCGAGAUCGGCAAGCAGGAGGCCAUGAUAUUCCUGGUGUCUGAUGGGGAGUGCUAACACACAAACACCCAGACAGACAGAGAGACAGACAGACAGACAGACUCUGAAUGGUGGGAGUAGAAAAGGUCCGCACCCUCCAUUAAUUAAUAGAGAAAGGACUAAUCUAAGAACAGGGUUUACCCACCAUGCAAGGCCAUUUGGGUGUGCUGUGAUUAACAGUAUCCAACUCCCCACUCACACGCAGUGCAUUUCUGUCCAGCAACGAUGUAUAGAAACCCCCCCCCCAUCUGUAAUCACAUUUGAUCAAUAAGUACUUUUUACCCACUGUAGUGUCCGGCGCAUUUGUAUCUGAUUUUUUUUUUUUACUCAAACCUGAAAAGCCAAUAGUGGAGUAACAAUGGACGAAUGAAGGCUAAGCAUGCCACACUAAAGAGGUCAUCUUUAGGAAACUCAUUCAGACUUUGUAAAUGCAUUUAGCAAUAUGCAAAUGUACAUUGUACACUGACAAUUUCAUGAGGCCACACAUUACCUCACAGAGCGUUCACGAAGAGUCAAACCUCCUUACGAUGUCUGGGGACAAGCACGAGGAAGUUUGGGCCAAAUGUGGGUGGGAAUGUAGACUUUCGUGAAGGUGGCGCUCAAAGUAGGGGGUAACAGUGUCCUAGUUAACGUUGUCUUAUGGACAGCUACCCUGUCGUUGGCCCAUGGAUGUAACAUAAGUUAGCAUGGCUGAAAAGUGCCCCCCAAAAACUGUAAUUAAGUACGUAGAGUUGUGUGUUCAGAGAACACUAAUUAAACACUGCCUACCAAUAGGCAAUGUUCUGCUAGCUAACAACAGUUUUGCUAGCUAGUUUGUUUGCGUGUGAUUAUACUCUUGUCAUUAAAAGAGAACUGACUUGAGGAAUUUGGGGGUGUUUUCAGAGGGGGCAGACCCUCGUUAGCUUGUUAGUUGGCCCUAGACGAGUACGUCUGGUUCCAUGAAACUUUGUUAAAAGAUUUCCCAUGACCAAAAUAUCAUCGCUGUCCAAAGAAAACCAAGCAUCUCCAGUAAUUUUACAGGGCAAAAGCUCUCUUUGCUUUCAAAGUUAAUGGAAAGAGAUUUUAUUCUAAGCAGUUCUGGAGCAUUUUCCUAAAAUGUUCACACAAUGUAAACGACAGUUACGGAGAUACACGGUUUUCACUGGACAGCGACGAUACAUAAAUACAGAAACUUCUGAAAGAGUUAACGUCCUUUAACUGAGUAGAGUGGCGGUGAAAUGAGGUUUUAUGCCAGUCAUGCUAAAUAGGUAACUAGCUAAUUAGCUAAACUACUUAGCAAAGCAUGGCUUACUGCACCGUUAAUCGGGUCAAACCGAUCGAAUGAUGAAAACGGUGUUUUGUGAGAGCCAUCAGCUUUUUUUCGGACCCGCUUCAGGCACCCAUGAUGCGGCUGUAAUGAGAUUCAAAGCCAUAAUCAGAAAUUCCCGAAUGCAAUGACGCUAAAUGAUCACGUCCUCACGUGUGUGGCUAAUGUCUGCAGGCUAUCUGGAAACGUAGCUGAUGUUUCAGUAGAAAUGCGUUCAGGGACCUUCUUUUUGUUUUAGCCCAGCAGUCUGUGCUGCUGUUUGCUCAUGAAGUCUGAGCAACUGAUUUUUUUGCGUUUUUGGCGAGAGAGGGUUGGGAACGCAUCUCACCUUCUGUUCGGACUGUGGCCACAACUGCCCAAAGCUUGCCUUUAAGAUGUCAUGCGCAGUCCUCUUGAUCUUCACGAUUUCACAGAAAUCAGUCAUUUUAGUCGAGAAUGCUCUAAAGGAAAGAUGAUUUUUACUCUAAGAUGCAAUACUACCAAAUGUUUCACAGCCAUUCGUUUUCUUACUCAAACAACGAAUUGAGUUUUGCAUAUUGAGUCUGUUUUUUCAGAAAGCCAUGUGGCUUUAGGGCAUUCUGUACUGGUAAGACGAGGCGUGUUACCCAGUGUCUUGACUAAAGGGGCAGAUCUACUAGCUUUUUGCACGGUUGUGAACUCUCUUUUGGAGUUCAAAAGUGUGUUGUGAUCUAAUUUAGUCAUCAUCCUGCCCUUAAACGCCCUUUAUUACACCCUGAUGUUUUGCUGUCCUCCUCCUUUUGAUGGAUCCUCCCAAUUACGUGGUGGUUAAGGUGAAAUCUGACUGUUACAUGCCGCCAGCUAACACUGCUGUGUACUAAACUAACAUCGGAAGACUGAGAACCUCACUAAAAUACUCCCCACACACCAGCCAGCUUUGUCUGUUGUGGUUGUUGAGUUGCUUUGGAAGUUUCAGCCAAAAGUUUGAGUAGCUGGUGUUGGUAUUUAACAGUGAGUGCGUUUACGUAUUACGAUUUUGACAGUAAUCUGAUCAAUGCGUUUACAUGCACUUGGGUAAUCAGAUAAUGGGGAAACUCUGGGUCUACAUGAGUCAGGCAGUAAUCGGAUUUCUGCUUUACAACCAGGCAAAAAAGAAGACGUGACGAACGUACGAACAUAAUGUAAAACUCAAACUUUAUGAUGCGGCUUUUUGUGGACAAACGUCAUCUAGAAGAUUUAAUUCUAUAUUUAAAUAUAUAUAUAUAUAUAUAUAUAUAUAAUAUAUAUAUAUAUAUAUAUAUAUAAAAUUUAGAUAUAAUUAUAUAUUUAAAUCUUUCAUUUUGUCAAGGAUGUAUCUGGUUUCAGCAUCAAUUCAGAAGUGUUUUGCUGGUCGUUUACUCCCAGUACUUCGGACCGCUUUCGCACAUGCACAGACUGAGAAAUCCGAAAGAAAUCAGAGUAAGAGUUCACACGCACUGAGAAAACUGAUUACUGAGCUAAAAUCCAGCCUCUUUAUCAGAUUUCUUCAUCCGAUUUCUAGACCUUACUCCGAUCUAUGGAAUCAGAGUAUGCGGUUUACAAGAGCACUUGAAUAAUCCUAAGUUUUUAUUACGAUCUGUAUAUGAUUGGAUUAUUAAGUGCACGUAAACGCACUCAGUGUUUAAGUGUAAUAGUCCUUUCAUGUGACAUCAAUUCAAUGUGUAGCAUGUUAGCUUGUAGCAUGUAUACAGCAUUUAUAUUUCGACCAAUAAACAACCUCAUAAUUGGCUAAUAGGACAUGUAUCUAGUUUGGAGCUGUUUACCACAGGAUGCCAUAGUGAUGUUUUUUUAAAUCCCCAUUCAUUUCUCCUACAAAGAAUCCAGAGUUCCUAAUAUGGGCAGGACACCAAGCAUACACUUUAUGGGAACUUCCCUUUAAUACUGGGAGGAUAUUAUAAUGUCCCAUCUAUUCAUCAUUAGUGAUCAAUUAUGAUUUGUGAAAAUAUUUAAUGGCUCUGAAAAGCCUUUUAUUUUGGUGCUACCAUGGAAGGCCGUUUAGAAAAAAAAUGGCUUGUUUUUUGCUCUCGUUUUUGGCAGUAUGGUAAAUUUUAAGUUUGAAUUUUGUAAUUUUGACAUGACAAAGCAAAAUUUUUUAAAACUGCUUUUUCAUCAACUUACCAUUAUUUUGACACACUAAGUCAAAGUCUCAAAAAAUGUGUAAUUAUUAUGUAAAAUACUGAGAAAAAAAGUGUGACGAGUCAAGACAAAUCGCAGUUGUUGGAAGAAAACCUCUUAUCUCCAAAAUGAUAACUUUACAGGAGAAGGAAAAAAACUUCACUUUUAAUGGAAGUCAAUGGAAUGGACUUUUUUCCAAGGCAUCCUGGGCCGCUUCUUUUGGUCCAUUCAUCAUCAAAUUUACACACAAUGUAGAGGCCAACAGGUAUUUUCAAAGUAUAUAAAAAACUGAGAAAAAAAAACACAAGGUUUUCUUCGGACAGCAGCGAUCUGCUGCUGGAGAUGGGAAAAUUCUAAAUUAAGCUUUUGUUCUGCUACCAGGCAGAAACGUGUAUCUGUACAGACAAUGGCGUGAGCAAAACAGCAGUUCUGUGCUGGUCACGCGUGAACUAUGAAGAUCAUUCACUCGCAUGAAAGUUCUUAGAAGAUAACCUGCUAAAUUGGCCACCUUCACCAGCAUAAAGCCUCCAGGCUGCCAGCAAUUAGCGCCUCUUUUAGUAAAUCUGCCCCUCGAUCUGAUUUCAGUUCCACGCGGGGAAGUUAAAGUGAACACACUAUGCGAGAAUUCUUUGCUUGAGACGGUGAAGAAACAAAGCUCCAGCUUAGAAACCGUAACCAACCAUUAACCCACAGAAUCCGAAGCGGGACAUGAAGAUGUAUAUUUUAGUCUCCUUGUAUUUCCCCCUGUAAUUUCCCGGGUGAUGCAACUGACCCCAUGAAUGUGUGCAGGACAGUUUCAUGAUUGUCAGUUAUUGAAUGUGAAAGGUUUUAUUUCCAGUUGCGGUCCACUCAAUGGCCUCACCUUAGUCUGUGACGGUCACAAGUAUGUCUGGAAAGUUUCAGGUGUGGUGGCACGUCGAAGUGGGCACAUUUCACUACACUAACAACCCAAAAUGUAUGUAUAAUAUAAGGUUUCGAGCUUUCAGCAGGAGCCUUAUGCUUUUGAAAUGAUUUCCUGAUUGAAUUUACUUAAACCAUGUGCUUUUUUUUUCUUUCGUCUAUACAAUUCAUGUUGUGUAUAUAUAUAUAAAAAACCUUUUCUAUUCCAGUUUUGAUGCUGGCACUACAUGUAACAUCUCUGGAAGUUGGUAACCAAAGUUUAUGAGCCAUCUGAGACAAAUUUCGUUGGCAUCCUUUAACAUUGUCCACAUCGUUUCUCUGGUUAUCUGUGCAAUUAUCCACAAAAUAACACCCAACAAUGCAGUCAACCUGCGAAAUAUCAGCCAAUCAAGCAAAUCAAGUCCAUUUCUGAUAUGAAUUUAAUUUCAAAAGUGUAAAUUUUUAAUUGUGCAGCAUUUUAAUAUUGAACAUUUCACUGGUAACGCAGUUUAAAUAUUUAUUAUAUAGCACUUUGUAAGUAAAUGUAAAUGAUAUUUUAAUAUUGAGCUGAAAAAAAGAGAAAAAAAAACAGGCGUUACAUUUGUCGGAGUAUAUCCUGUGAAGUGUUGGCUUAUUGUUCAUUGAUUACAGCGGAUUUGCAGUGUUGGCAGGCUAGGCCAGAUGCUUGUACACCAAUUUUUGUUUCGUCCUGAGCUGGAUGGGGUUUAUCUCAUAACUUAAAAGUAAAAAAAAAAGAAAAAAACGCAAUUAAAAAACAUUAGAAAUGACUCAUUUCCAACUUCCUCGAUAAGACAUGAGGGAAGGGAUUCAAUGCGGUCACGCAUUAGGAUCAUCAAAAUUAAUACGAAAACUAAUACCUGACCCUCAGGUAGCAAUUUAACAGCUCGUCCUCAACCCAAACGACCAAUCUAGCACCACCUCACUUAAUGUGGGUUUUCAAUGUUGACAUCUUUCCUCCAUACAGUGCAUUUCACCUCUAUAUAGAUGAAUAAAACGUUUAAAAAGCCAACUUUGGACGACAUGUUGAUUCAAUAAAGUCUACGAUGCGUCCAUGAGAAGAAAAGCCAAUAUCCCCCCAUUCGCUGUACAUUAGUCGACCUCAUCCAUAGCUGUUCUGUAUAAAAGAGUGUGUGCGUGUGUGCGCGUACUUCCUUUUACCGAUCUCGACUUUCUUUUCGAACUGAAAAACAGUAGAAUCGU
This is a messenger RNA of Pygocentrus nattereri (red-bellied piranha), 8586 nucleotides long. RefSeq names its product unc-5 netrin receptor A (gene unc5a). Lineage: Eukaryota; Metazoa; Chordata; Actinopteri; Characiformes; Serrasalmidae. Gene Ontology annotation, biological process: anterior/posterior axon guidance; netrin-activated signaling pathway. The record is from RefSeq and is a predicted model, not a curated record. Bases 354 to 3086 code for a protein of 910 amino acids. Gene Ontology annotation, cellular component: membrane. The transcript has 16 exons. Gene Ontology annotation, molecular function: netrin receptor activity; protein binding.